AUGGCACCCGUCCAACUCCCCAUGUACGAGGAAGAGUUCUACCCCGUCGACACGACCAAGGGCCCUGUCCUCGUCUCCUCGAGCCUGCUGCCGAUCCCUCGACCAGUGCGUCCGCCGCAGUGCCUCGGCGCCGCGACGGCUUCAUGGCCGUCCACCACCAGCACCAGCCCAGCCACGCCUGACGCCGACUCGGCGCAGCCGACGACGGACCUGCCUCCCGCAUAUCUCGGCCAAGGUCCUGACGCCCCCGCCGUAGCACAUGGAGGCAGCGCGUCUUGGACGCACCAUGGCUGCUGCUAUUCCGACACGAGGUGCUGCGAGCCGACGCAGCCGGAGAGUUUGUCGCCCGCGCUUUCCGACGGGCCGCUGGACGGUCAGGCGCAAGAAGGAGCCGUGGCCAGGCCGGAGUGGCCGUGCGACGACAGAAGCGUGUGCGGCGCGGCGCGGGGAAGCACAACGAGCUGGAGCCGGCAGAUGUCGACGGCGGAAGAGGCGCAGCCAGUUCCAUCUUACAUGAAGCCCAACGCCAUCAUGGCGCGGGCCUUGCUGCUCAAGUGCGAUCUGCCGAGCAUAGGUCCAUCACGGGGCGCCGGGCCAGGACGGAGCGUGGGUCGAGGCUGUGCGACGCGAGGACACGCUGGCGUUUCCGGUGCCGGCAUGCCAGAGAGUGCGUUUCGAUGA
Ustilaginoidea virens is the source of this 681-nucleotide messenger RNA. RefSeq lists its product as uncharacterized. The record is from RefSeq and is a predicted model, not a curated record. NCBI's taxonomy places the organism in Eukaryota, Fungi, Ascomycota, Sordariomycetes, Hypocreales, Clavicipitaceae. The transcript has a single exon. Bases 1 to 681 code for a protein of 226 amino acids.